UAACCUAACAUUUUAAUCAGAUGUUUUCAGUAAAAAUCAGACCGAAUUUCAUUUUUUUUCAAACCAGAAACUUGCACAAGUACAUAUACAGUAUGGACAAGGCAUAUUUUAGAGAAAUAAAAGAAUCAGACCAAUUCCAGUUAACCUUCCAAUACACGAACUCGGAUUUAAAAGUGGACAGACAAUUUAAUUUCUGUCGAAAAUUGAACGAAAGCGCCCAAAGUUUACUUACUAGGGUCACUACAAAUGUAGAGAAAGCGGUUAAUAAAAAGAACAAGAAGAAAAAGGGGGCACCUGAUGAUGGACAAAAGUUAUACGUGAGUUUGUUGCUUAACAAUGAACCAGUUGAAAUGGACACUAUUUGUAGUGAAAUUUUCAAGCCCGAAAAUGAAGUGACUUUGAAUUUGAUUGAUAGGAAAUAUUGCGUUUUAAUAAACACUCCAUGGGUGGAAAAUAUUGCAUUGCCAAGCUCUAUUUUAUCCAACUUUCCUGUGUACUUAAACAAAUUUGAAGCAAUGCACACAGAUCAAGAUUUGUCCUCUUUUAUCUGGUUAAAAUCCAAAGACAAGACUAACUGGACACAAGUUGGGGAAGGCUUUUUUUACACACCCACUAAUGAAGAUAUAGGACAUUAUUUAAAAUUGCAAUGCACACCCAAAAAUCAAACAAAAGAAGGACCAAUGGUUGAAACAGAAUCUACAUGUAUUGUUGAAGCUGGGCCAGGAAUUUGUCAAUUUGAAAUCAGACAUGCUUUUACCACAAACAAAUUAACAGGCAAAGAAUUUAGAGUUGUUUCUUACAAUAUUCUGGCUGAUUUGUACUGUGAUUCAGAUUAUACUAGAGAAACUCUUUUUCCUUACUGUCCACCUUAUGCGUUGUCCAUUGAUUACAGGAAACAAUUGUUUAGAAAAGAAAUUACAGGCUACAACGCAGACAUAAUAUGUUUGCAAGAAGUGGACAGAAAAGUUUAUAAAAAUGACUUACACCCCAUAAUGACCCAGUUGGGGUAUGCUGGUGAUUUUUGCGUGAAAGGUGGGGAAGUUGUGGAAGGACUGACGUUGUUCUACAACACCGCCCGCUUCAACCAUCUACAAUCGCAUCGUAUCGUGUUCGCCGAAAUUUUGGACAAAGAUCCGGUUUUGGCCGAAAUUUGGUCGAAAGUUGCUGUAAAUUCGAAACUGAGCGCUAGAAUUCUAGAAAGAACGACCACGUUGCAACUAAACGUGAUUGAAAGUAUUGAUAACGACGAAGUUUUAGUUGUUGCAAACACCCAUUUGUAUUUCCAUCCGGAUUCGGAUCACAUCCGCCUUAUCCAUGGCGGAGUUGCUAUAAAAUAUAUUGAAAACUUUGUUGAAGAUUUAAAGAAAAAAACGAACAAGAGAAUUUCGCUAAUCUUCUGCGGCGACUUCAACAGCACACCAGAAUGCGGCAUCUAUAAGUUGUACACAACCGGACACGUCCCUAAGAACUUCAUAGAUUAUCAAAGCAAUAAAGAUGAAGCGAUAGACAACUUGGAACUGCAGCAACCCUUUAAACUCGCAAGUGCUUGCGGGACUCCGAAAUAUACGAACUUUACGGCGUGCUUCGCUGAUUGUCUCGAUUAUAUUUUUUAUGAUAGGGAUAACUUGAGUGUUGUGCAAGUAGUACCUCUUCCCAGUGUAGAAGAAUUACAACAAAAUACAGCUUUACCCAGCGUUACUUUUCCAUCAGAUCACGUUGCUUUAAUCGCUGAUCUUAAAUUUAAUUAAUAUUUUAUUAUUUGUAAUGAACAACAUGUUUUUGUUUUGUUAUAAGAGAGAAUAUAAUUUGUUAAUAA
This is a messenger RNA of Aethina tumida (small hive beetle), 1816 nucleotides long. RefSeq names its product 2',5'-phosphodiesterase 12-like. The record is from RefSeq and is a predicted model, not a curated record. The transcript is spliced from 5 exons. Bases 21 to 1748 code for a protein of 575 amino acids. Gene Ontology annotation, biological process: nuclear-transcribed mRNA catabolic process, deadenylation-dependent decay. Gene Ontology annotation, molecular function: 3'-5'-RNA exonuclease activity. NCBI's taxonomy places the organism in Eukaryota, Metazoa, Arthropoda, Insecta, Coleoptera, Nitidulidae. Gene Ontology annotation, cellular component: mitochondrion.